This is a messenger RNA of Salvelinus namaycush (lake trout), 1951 nucleotides long. RefSeq names its product zinc finger protein 324A. The record is from RefSeq and is a predicted model, not a curated record. Gene Ontology annotation, cellular component: nucleus. Lineage: Eukaryota; Metazoa; Chordata; Actinopteri; Salmoniformes; Salmonidae. Bases 586 to 1941 code for a protein of 451 amino acids. The transcript has 2 exons.
GGGUGACGUGCGAUUGAAAACAAUCGAAUUUCCGGAAUCCAUCGUCGAUUAGCAUGUUUUUUCGAUUUCUUCAAAUUAAACAAAAAUCUCGAGACAACUACCCCAUGCUCAUGAGGUAAUGUCAGCCUUUUGGUAAUAACGUUUGUAAUCAAUAGUACUGUAUGUUGCAAAAUAUCUCAUUAUUGACUUGUAACAAGGCUAGCACCGGUAUCAUGUUAGCUAGCUAGCUUUUUUUUUUUAGCAAGCCUGAUACGACCCCAUUUUUGUCUGAUACCUUGUUUGUUACCUAGUCGAAUUUUGCGAUGUGACCGUUUUAUUGAACCUAUGUUGCACGCUUCUGCGCUGGACGGUCUUCGCCACUUGGUUGCUAGCUAGCUGGAGGAGCUGUCACUCUUAUUGGUUAGAGAAACAGAUACGUGAUAGACAUGGCAUAUUUCUACCCACUUUUUAUAAAUAAUAGGGCUAUCUGAAGAGAUUCACUUUAGGAUCUCACACACACACACACACACACAGUCCUGACAAGCACAGAUGUUUGGGACAGAUCCCACUGUGAAUUGAUCUGUGAAAAAGACACACACAAGCAGUAUGUCGGAGAACCUCGUCCUCACCUUCCAGACCCAGCUCUCGGGAGUCAUGGAGACGGUCCUAAAGUCAGCCAUGUAUGAGAUCACCAGACUGGUGGAGGACGGCUUCCUGGAGGAGGUAAGACGUGGUCAACAGGAAGUGACACGGAGCCACCUGGAAGUGGAGUCUCUGCGGACCCUGCUGCAGCGGGCAGAGAGUCAGCUGAAGGAUGUCAGUCAGAGGGCCAGGUGUGGAGACUGUGGCAGGACAGAUGUCUACAAUGAGGAAACAGACGACAUACCUCCAGGUGUACAGGACAGUGUGCUUCAGCUGAGCGGGUGUGACCUGAAGCUGGAGGAGGAGCCAGAGGUCAGGUGGAGAAGCUGUGGACAGGAAACAGUGGAGUCGUCACAGGUAGCAGAUAAACCAACUCCUCCAGCUCCCAGUCCUUCGCUGGUAGGCAGUGUUAAGGAGGAAGAAGGGGAGGAGGACAUGGAGCCGUGGAGAAUCAAGGUGGCCAUACAGCCGUCUGCAGCUCACACCUACACAGAUGAGCAGCUAGACUCACACACACUCGUUCAGAUUACAGGAGACUCUAUUGGGUUUCCUUCUGCGGACCCAGAGGCCCAACAGGUCACCCAGACACCCAGACUAGCAGGGCCAUCUCAGAACCAGAGCAGAGGACCCAGCAAUGAUGGUGACAGAACGAGGAGUAGAGCCUCACCGGUGUGGAUAGGCCGUAGAAUAUUAGACACGGAUACUGACGUUCACAGACAAGCUCAGUCGAACCUACGACUGGUAAGAGAGCCUCUGUCGUCCUCUGAAUCGGCAGAGGCGAAGCAGCUAGCUAGAGAUUUCGCUUCCCCAACCAAUCCCAGCACAGCGGUGGCCUCUGUCUCCUCCUCCUCAUCAGGCUGUCAUGUCUUCAGCUCUCUAAACUACAGGAUUCUUUCCAAAUAUAAGCCCAGCGCUCAAACCCUGCCGCGCAUGAGAGUAUACAGGGAUGCUGCCAAGCGGGGCGGCUACCCGAUGUACAACAGGGGGACCGCCCAGGGAGGGCUCACCUCCUCCCCAACCCAACAACAAGGGAACCACCAGCAUCACCACCCUGGGAGGCUGGCCCUCCGCUGCCCAGUGUGUGGUAAGGUCUUCCCCCAUCCCAGUAGCCUUAAGGCCCACCAGCAGACCCACACGGGGGAGAGGCCGUUCAUCUGCGCCCUGUGUGGCCGGAGCUUCACUAAGUUAAGCAACCUGAAGGCCCACCGGCGCGUUCACACUGGGGAGAGACCCUACAGCUGCUCGGACUGCAGCAAACGCUUCACACAGAAGUGCAACCUUAAGAGGCACCAGAGGAUUCACAUGGAGAACGAUAUAUGAUGUGGGUGGG